GUGAUUACGGCCCUGAGUUCCAGUACGAACCCGAGUCAUAUGAAGAAAGCAAAGGCGAGUUGAGCUACUCUGAGAUGCAGGCUGAAAAGAUCAAGAAGAACCCCGAGAACUGUCAGAAAGUGGACAGAGAAGGCAUGACGUGUAUGGUGUGCAAGGACAAAACGUCUGGAGGCAAUUAUGAAUCUUGCUCCUACGCCUCGGCCCCAACGGAGAAGAAAUACGCGUACGUCAAAGAAAAGAAAUACGACAGCGAUCAACCCGAAGAGGAAAAAGACAAACCUAAAGAAAAAACCGUCGAGGUCUCGGAAGAGUCCAAGGUGCAAUCUCAGAAGGUUUCGAGCACUGAAAAACCCGCUCAGCGAAGAAGGCAACACCCGAGGCAGCGCGACGUCGAAAAGGUCGAGGAGAAACAUCGAAGUUAUCAAACCAAGAGUCCCAAGAAAAGGAAUAACCUGGAAGGCACUCAAACUCAAGUCGGGAUAAACACUCCUCAGGUAUUAUAG
Molecule: messenger RNA, 503 nt
Organism: Acanthoscelides obtectus
Lineage: Eukaryota; Metazoa; Arthropoda; Insecta; Coleoptera; Chrysomelidae
Source: the annotation of a GenBank genome assembly